Wickerhamiella sorbophila is the source of this 816-nucleotide messenger RNA. Its product is annotated as Protein CCC1. Bases 1 to 816 code for a protein of 271 amino acids. The transcript has a single exon. Gene Ontology annotation, molecular function: iron ion transmembrane transporter activity; manganese ion transmembrane transporter activity. NCBI's taxonomy places the organism in Eukaryota, Fungi, Ascomycota, Dipodascomycetes, Dipodascales, Trichomonascaceae. Gene Ontology annotation, cellular component: fungal-type vacuole membrane. Gene Ontology annotation, biological process: intracellular manganese ion homeostasis. The record is from RefSeq and is a predicted model, not a curated record.
AUGGUUUUAGUCGCUGUUAAGAAUCUUAUUACCGGAGGUCCCACCAAGCCUUUGCUGCCCACCGACCAGAGUCAAGUCGGCUACCAGGCCACUACGGAUGGCUCGUUCGUAAGCCAGUUCUCUAUCAAAGAGAUCGAGAACCCUCGUGUUGUUUCAGAUAUCAUCAUUGGUCUUUCGGAUGGUCUCACUGUUCCUUUUGCGCUCACUGCUGGUCUUUCCUCCCUGGGCAGCGCUAAACUCGUCAUCACCGGUGGUCUUGCCGAGCUUGUUUCGGGCGCUAUUUCCAUGGGUCUGGGCGGCUACCUCGCUGCUAAGUCUGAGUCCGAGUACUACGAGACCAUGUUGCGCAAAGAAAAGGCUACUUACCACGAGUCACCCAAGGAGUCCGUCAACGGUGUCCAAGAGGCACUGGGCGAGUUCAAUAUUUCUCCCGCAACCGUCGAGGCUGUCAUGUCUGAUCUUCAGCGGAAUGACGAGUUCUUGGCUGCCUUUAUGGUGAAGAUGGUCCGCGGCAUCGAGGAGCCGCAGGAGGGCCGUGAGCUGACUUCCGCCUUGACCAUCGGUGGUGCCUACUUUUUGGGUGGCUUUGUCCCCCUUCUGCCCUACUUCCUUGUUGAUACCGUUGAAAAGGGCUUGAUUUACUCUGUGGUCAUUAUGAUGAUCACUCUCUUUGCAUUCGGCUACUUCAAGACUGUGCUUUCUCUUGGUUCCGACUGCCUCCAAAAACAGCGCGUCUGGAACGGUGUCUCGAUGUUGCUGGUCGGCGGUGUCGCUGCUGGUGCCGCAUGGGCACUCGUCAAGGCCAUUGAGGCAUGA